AUGGGGCUACCCGGUGUCAAUUCUCUGCCACCACCAACAACACCAACUAAUGCUAAUACUGCUAAUGCUACUGCUACUGCUACUGCUACUGCUACUAAUACAGUUUCAACGGCGAAUGCUAAUUCUAGUAACAAGAAUAAUACGGUGAUGUCGUUCUUGGAGGAUCCGAAUAAGAAGAUCCGGAAACCUUACACUAUUACUAAGUCUAGAGAGAGCUGGACUGAACAGGAGCAUGACAAGUUUUUAGAAGCUCUUCAAUUAUUUGAUCGUGAUUGGAAGAAGAUCGAAGCAUUUGUCGGGUCAAAGACUGUCAUACAGAUACGGAGUCAUGCACAGAAGUACUUUCUGAAGGUUCAGAAGAGUGGAACAAGUGAACAUGUACCUCCACCUCGGCCAAAGAGAAAAGCAGCUCAUCCUUACCCGCAAAAGGCUCCCAAAAGUGCUGCGGUUGCAUCCCAAGUGACUGGGCCAUGUCAAUCUUCAUCUGGUUUGCUUGAACCUGGAUAUCUCCACGGGCCAGAUUCGACAUCAGCUCUCGGGAAUCCAAUUACCAGUGGAGCUUUAUCUACCUGGAAUUUUAAUUCUGUACCACCAGUCAGCAUGCCACAGAUGGCUACAGAUGAUGAGGGAUUGGCGGGACCAACAAUUGCAAAUAAAUGUUGCUACAGUAGCAGUAAUGAAAGCACCCCAAGUACUUGGCAUACUGGAAAAAUAAACGAUAGACAGGAUCAGGGCAAGCCAGCGAGAGUUAUACCAGACUUUGCUCAAGUAUACAGCUUUAUUGGAAGUGUAUUUGACCCCAAUGGCAGAGGUCACUUGCAGAGAUUAAAGCAGAUGGACCCAAUGGACUUGGAAACAAGAAGGUUGCUUGCGUCAUAUGACGUUGACUCUGAGAAGGCGAGCAAGGGUGAUUCUUACAGCAAUACCAGUGUUGGUAAAUUGGGGAACCCCAUUCCAGCUAUUUGA
Dovyalis caffra is the source of this 966-nucleotide messenger RNA. The record is from the annotation of a GenBank genome assembly. Lineage: Eukaryota; Viridiplantae; Streptophyta; Magnoliopsida; Malpighiales; Salicaceae.